GGCCAGACCUCAUUGUAGCAACCCCCCACCGCCACCACCACAAAAAAGACAUUGCAUUUUCUCCCCUCUCCUUCCCACUUUCAAAAAACGACCCUCCAGUCUGGAACCAUGAAUCUCCCCUCGGGAUGUUUGCUUAUACUGAGCAGUCUUCGCGUGUUACUGGCGAUCGAUUUGGACGAGGUAGAAACAAGUUACUAUGUGGAGCCUGCGGACACUGUGGAUGCAAUUGAUUACAAGGAUCCCUGCAAAGCUGCUGCCUUUCUGGGAGACAUUGCCUUGGACGAGGAUGACCUACGCAUGUUCAAGAAGGACCGCAUCCUGAACACAAGCCAGCAAACCCUCCCGACCUUCAACCUCACAACUGCAGGUCUAAACGUAACUGAGCUGGGCCUAAACAGCACUACCUCUGAAAACCGAAGCUCACGUCGCAGGAAGAGGGCGGCAACCUCCCGGUCUGAGAGGAUUUGGCCAGAUGGGGUCAUCCCAUACGUGAUUAGCGGGAAUUUCAGUGGCAGUCAGCGGGCCAUAUUCCGUCAGGCCAUGCGUCACUGGGAGAAGCACACCUGCGUGACAUUUCUCGAGAGGACGGCCGAGGAGAGCUACAUCGUGUUCACCUACCGACCUUGCGGAUGCUGUUCUUUUGUGGGGAGAAGAGGAGGGGGUCCCCAGGCUAUCUCCAUUGGAAAGAACUGUGACAAGUUUGGCAUCGUGGUGCACGAGUUGGGUCAUGUGAUUGGAUUCUGGCAUGAGCACACUAGGCCUGAUAGGGAUGACCAUGUCAGCAUCGUCAGAAUGAACAUCCAGCCUGGGCAGGAGUACAAUUUCCUUAAGAUGGAACCAGGGGAGGUGGAUUCACUGGGGGAAGUGUACGACUUUGACAGCAUAAUGCACUACGCUAGGAACACCUUUUCCAGAGGCAUCUUUCUGGAUACUAUCCUCCCUCGCUUGGAUAGGAAUGGGGUGCGGCCUCCUAUUGGACAGAGAACACGGCUAAGCAAAGGGGACAUUGCACAGGCCCACAAGCUCUACAACUGUUCAAAGUGUGGCGACAGCCUGCAGGACAGCAGUGGAAACUUCUCCUCGCCUGGGUUCCCCAACGGAUACUCCGCCUACAUGCACUGUGUCUGGAGGAUUUCGGUGACGCCUGGGGAAAAGAUCAUCCUGAACUUCACCUCCUUGGACCUGUACCGCAGUCACCUGUGCUGGUACGACUAUGUGGAGAUCAGGGAGGGCUACUGGAGGCAAGCACCACUCAAAGGUCGUUUCUGUGGCAACCAGGUGCCAGAACCAAUCAUCUCCACCGACAGCCGGCUCUGGAUUGAGUUCCGCAGCAGCAGCAACUGGGUGGGCAAAGGUUUCUCAGCUGUGUAUGAAGCCAUAUGUGGAGGGGAGGUAAACCGGGAAAUUGGGCAGAUCCAGUCCCCCAACUACCCGGACGACUACCGGCCCAACAAGGUCUGCGUGUGGACGAUCACUGUGGCACAGGGGUUCCACGUGGGUCUUGCCUUCCAGUCCUUUGAGAUCGAGAGGCAUGACAGCUGUUCCUAUGACUACCUGGAGGUGCGUGACGGUAACUCAGAAACAAGCCCCUUGCUUGGCAGAUUCUGUGGUUACGACAAGCCAGACGAUAUCAUGACCAGCUCCAACCAGCUGUGGAUGAAGUUUGCGUCUGAUGGGUCUGUUAACAAGGCUGGCUUUGCUGUCAACUUCUUAAAAGAGGUGGAUGAGUGCUCCAAGCCAGACAAUGGCGGUUGUGAGCAGCGCUGUGUCAACACUCUGGGCAGUUACCGGUGUGCCUGCGAGCCUGGGUUCGAGCUGUCAUCCGACAAGCGCAGCUGUGAGGCAGCUGCCUGCGGUGGUUUCAUCUCCAAGCUGAACGGCUCCUUCACCAGCCCUGGCUGGCCCCGUGAAUACCCCCCCAACAAGAACUGCGUCUGGCAGCUGGUGGCCCCCACCCAGUACCUUAUCACCCUGCAGUUCGACAUCUUUGAGACUGAGGGCAACGACGUGUGUAAAUACGACUACCUGGAGGUGCGGAGUGGCCUUUCCACCGAUUCCAGGCUCCAUGGAAAGUACUGUGGGGCGGAGAAACCGGAGCCAAUCACAUCGCAGUACAACAGCAUGCGCAUCGAGUUCAAGUCCGACAACACAGUCUCCAAGAAGGGGUUCAAGGCCCAGUUCUUUUCUGAUAAGGAUGAGUGCUCUAAGCAUAAUGGGGGCUGCCAGCAGGACUGUAUCAACACCUUUGGCAGCUACAGCUGCCAGUGCCGAACUGGCUAUGUGCUGCACGACAACAAGCACUACUGCAAAGAAGCGAGCUGUGAACACGUGGUGAACAGUGUGAGUGGAACCAUCACCAGUCCCAACUGGCCUGAUAAAUACCCCAGCAAGAAGGCCUGUUCCUGGGCCCUGUCCACUACCCCUGGGCACCGCAUCAAACUGGCAUUCAGCCAGAUUGACAUGGAGCCUCACUUGGAGUGCGCGUACGACCACAUCGAGGUCUACGACGGGCGCGACGGAAAGGCUCCGAGCCUGGGCCGCUUCUGUGGCACCAAGAAGCCCACGCCCCUCAUCUCCAGCGGCAACAAGAUGUUCCUGCGCUUCUUCUCCGACAACUCGCUGCAGAUGAAUGGGUUCGAGGCCUCAUUUUCUGCUGAAUGCGGCGGAGGCCUGAAAGCAGAGGUCAAAGCGAAGGACCUGUACUCCCAUGCUCAAUUUGGGGACAACAACUACCCCGGAGCCUCAGACUGCCAGUGGGUGAUCACGGCAGAGAAAGGCUAUGGCGUGGAGCUCAUCUUCCAGACCUUUGAGAUUGAGGAAGAGGCUGACUGCGGCUACGACUACAUGGAGCUCUUCGAUGGGCCGGAUACCAAAGCCCCCAGGCUUGGGCGGUACUGUGGAUCAGGGCCCCCUGAAGAGAUCUACUCCGCCGGUGACUCCAUCCUCAUCAAGUUCCACUCAGACGACACCAUCAACAAGAAGGGCUUUCAUCUGCGCUACACCAGCACCAAGUUCCAGGACACCCUGCACACCAGCAAGUGACGCUGCCGGGGCCUUUCUGGGCCAUGCAUGCCGGCGGGGGGUUCAGCGGGGUAGGGGGCCCAAAGUGAGACACCAGCCCAACCUCAGCACUGCUCUUGGACUAGGGGGAACCAUGACAGGGUCAGCAGUGAUCUUAGGAGGCCCAACUUUGCCCCCUAUGACAGUGAGGAGAAAAGCCAUUCAGCAGUAGAUUCUUUUAGUUUGAUAAUGAAGGGUUAUGUUUUGGAGGGGUGGGGUGGGGG
Molecule: messenger RNA, 3284 nt
Organism: Anguilla anguilla (European eel)
Lineage: Eukaryota; Metazoa; Chordata; Actinopteri; Anguilliformes; Anguillidae
Product: bone morphogenetic protein 1-like
Exons: 20
Coding region: 109-3042 (977 amino acids)
Biological process (GO): proteolysis
Molecular function (GO): zinc ion binding; metalloendopeptidase activity; serine-type endopeptidase activity
Source: RefSeq, a predicted model, not a curated record